Ornithorhynchus anatinus (platypus) is the source of this 1929-nucleotide messenger RNA. RefSeq names its product peroxisomal biogenesis factor 3 (gene PEX3). NCBI's taxonomy places the organism in Eukaryota, Metazoa, Chordata, Mammalia, Monotremata, Ornithorhynchidae. Bases 21 to 1142 code for a protein of 373 amino acids. The transcript is spliced from 12 exons. Gene Ontology annotation, cellular component: peroxisomal membrane. The record is from RefSeq and is a predicted model, not a curated record. Gene Ontology annotation, biological process: protein import into peroxisome membrane. Gene Ontology annotation, molecular function: protein-macromolecule adaptor activity.
CCGUCCUGCCCUCCGCCGGGAUGCUCGGGCCCCUGUGGAAUUUCCUCAAGCGCCACAGGAGGAAAUGCAUCUUCGUCGGGACCUUCCUCGGAGGAGUCUAUUUACUGGGAAAAUAUGGACAGAAGAAAAUUAAAGAAAUACAAGAAAGAGAGGCUGCUGAAUAUAUUGCACAGGCAAGAAGACAAUAUCAUUUUGAAAGCAACCAGAGAACUUGCAAUAUGACAGUGUUAUCAAUGCUUCCAGCAUUGAGGGAUGCCUUAAUGCAACAACUAAAUUCAGAGAGCCUCACAGCUCUGUUGAAAAGCAGGCCUUCAAACAAACUAGAAAUAUGGGAUGAUCUGAAGAUAAUAAGUUUCACAAGAAGUAUUGUAGCUGUGUAUAGUACUUGUAUGCUUGUGGUCCUUUUGCGAGUCCAGUUAAAUAUUAUUGGAGGAUACAUCUACCUGGAUAAUGCAGCAGUUGGCAAGAAUGGCACCAUGCUUCUAGCACCUCCUGAUGUUCAGCAGCAAUAUUUGUCAAGUAUCCAUCACCUUCUAGGAGACGGUCUGACCGAGUUAAUAACUGUUGUUAAACAAGCAGUGCAGAAAAUUUUGGGAAGUGUUUCCCUUAAACACUCUAUGUCCCUCUUGGAUUUGGAGCAGAAAGUAAAAGAAAUCAGAAAGAUAACAGAGGAACAGAAGCCUCCAUCGUGGGUGGAUACUACUGGACCCAGAUCUCUGCUGUGUCAUUAUAUGAUGCCAGAUGAAGAAACCCCACUGGCGACUCAGGCAUGUGGACUUACAGCAGGAGAUGUUACUACUAUUAAACUGCUGAAUGAAACAAGAGACAUGUUGGAAAGUCCAGAUUUCAGUACAGUCUUGAACACUUGCUUAAACAGAGGUUUCAGUCGACUUCUAGAUAAUAUGGCUGAGUUCUUUAGACCUACUGAACAGGACCUGCAACGGAAAGAUUCCAUGAACAGUCUCUCCAGUGUCAGCCUUCCUCUAGCCAAGAUCAUUCCAAUAAUAAAUGGACAGGUCCAUGCAGUGUGUAGUGAAACACCUAGUCACUUUGUUCAGGAUCUGCUGAUGAUGGAACAAGUGAAAGAUUUUGCUGCUAAUGUGUAUGAAGCCUUCAGCACUCCACAGCAACUGGAGAAAUAAUGCUCCUCAAGGUAGCUACAGUGAAGCCCACUUGAGUGGAAUAAGCAAAAUACACCGCAUAUGGAUCGGGUAUUUCUAGUGCACAUUUUGUUACUGAAUUCUUAGUGAAAAAUUCAUUGUUGGACAAAAUGUUCAUUUAAUAAUCGAAUAAGCUUAUUUGGGUCAGGAAAAGUAGAGACAACAGUGUUGUGGGGAGGCGUGCCUGUGUCUCAGGCACUGGGUGCAAAAUAAAAUUUGUAUCUUUUGACCAUUGAUAUUAUUAAUAGUUUCUGCAUACUAUGUUUACUAGUUUAUUAGGCAACUAAUUCAUUUUUCAUAAUACAUUGAAAGAUGGACUACACUGACAUCAAUACCAAAAAAAUUUUGUUAAAUUAUUUGGGUUUGGGGAUGUGGUGAACUUCAGAAAAUGUGCAUAGUCAUAAAGCCCUAAUGGCUUGUCAGAAGCUGGGGGUUGGAGGUGAGGCUUUUGUCCUCUCUCACUUCCCUUCAAAGAGUAAACUCUCAGUCUUCUUUAAAUGAACAGAGAUUUGUCUCCUGUAUAAGAGCUUGAUUAAUUUUGGCCAUUGCCUGAGACAUGUCUAAAUAAAAUGUUAGGGUGGUUUUUCAUCAGGCCGUACAAAAUCUUGUAUUGAUUUAGAGUAAAAAUUGUGUUGACGCUGUUCACUAACGGCUAUUAUUACUUCACGGUUGUGGUGCACAUUUGUUUGUAAAUAUCCUUCAUUUUCUUUGUAUUGAUUUUGAUCCCAAUGACUGUAUUGCAAUAAAGUAUUUUAAUGUAAAAUGUGGA